Messenger RNA from Gallus gallus (chicken), 9690 nucleotides. RefSeq names its product Meis homeobox 2 (gene MEIS2). Gene Ontology annotation, biological process: animal organ morphogenesis; positive regulation of cell population proliferation; brain development. The record is from RefSeq and is a predicted model, not a curated record. The coding region runs from base 69 to 1235 and encodes 388 amino acids. The transcript is spliced from 11 exons. Gene Ontology annotation, molecular function: DNA-binding transcription activator activity, RNA polymerase II-specific; RNA polymerase II cis-regulatory region sequence-specific DNA binding. NCBI's taxonomy places the organism in Eukaryota, Metazoa, Chordata, Aves, Galliformes, Phasianidae.
GCAGCGCAGCCCCGCGCCCCCUGCGCACCCCUCGCGGCGGCGGCGGGAGCCGGAGAGCCCCAUAAAUAAUGCAGCGCGUAAAUCAGAGCCUGAGCAUCGCGGUUCAUCGGAAGUACGAUGAGCUGCCCCACUACGGCGGGAUGGACGGCGUAGGGGUGCCGGCGUCCAUGUACGGGGACCCGCACGCCCCCCGGCCGAUCCCCCCGGUGCACCACCUCAACCAUGGGCCGCCGCUACACGCCGGACAGCACUACGGCGCCCACGCCCCGCACCCCAACGUCAUGCCGGCCAGCAUGGGCUCCGCUGUCAACGACGCUCUGAAGCGGGACAAGGAUGCGAUCUACGGGCACCCGCUGUUUCCCCUCCUCGCCCUGGUCUUUGAGAAGUGCGAGCUGGCGACCUGCACGCCCCGGGAGCCCGGUGUGGCCGGCGGGGACGUCUGCUCCUCCGACUCCUUCAACGAGGACAUCGCCGUCUUCGCCAAGCAGGUCCGCGCUGAAAAACCACUUUUUUCUUCAAACCCAGAGUUGGACAAUUUGAUGAUCCAAGCAAUACAAGUACUAAGGUUCCACCUCCUGGAGUUAGAGAAGGUUCACGAAUUGUGCGAUAACUUCUGCCAUCGGUACAUUAGUUGUUUGAAAGGAAAAAUGCCAAUAGACCUCGUUAUCGAUGAAAGGGAUGGCAGCUCCAAGUCAGACCACGAGGAACUCUCAGGAUCUUCCACAAAUUUAGCCGACCAUAAUCCUUCAUCUUGGAGAGACCACGAUGAUGCAACCUCAACGCACUCGGCAGGCACACCGGGGCCCUCCAGUGGGGGCCAUGCUUCCCAGAGUGGAGACAACAGCAGCGAGCAAGACUGCCAGCCAAAUGAACACUUUAGGAGGAGGUGCAUAUAUAUGUCCACAGCACCCAGCGAGUUAAUCCACCCUACUGUGCAUAGGUGUUGGAGCUCAUAUGGGGAUGGUUUAGACAACAGUGUAGCCUCACCUGGUACUGGGGAUGAUGAUGACCCAGACAAGGACAAAAAGCGACAGAAGAAAAGAGGCAUUUUCCCCAAAGUAGCAACAAAUAUCAUGAGAGCAUGGCUUUUCCAGCAUCUCACACAUCCAUAUCCUUCAGAGGAGCAGAAGAAACAGUUAGCCCAAGACACAGGACUUACAAUUCUACAAGUAAACAACUGGUGUGUUUAUGCCCCAGGCUUGCUGGCCACAGUCCAUUCCAUUUACAGAAGCUGAAUUAAACAAUAACUACCGCAUUGCAAAAAGAAGGAGGAAAAAAAAAAGGUGAGCGUCAAAGGAGAUGCCUGAGAGCUUUGUUAGGGCCAAGAAAAACCCUGUUGCAGUUGUCAGAGCUUGUUGAUGUUGCAGAGAACGGCACUUUUUUUUUCUGCUGGAUUUUGUGGUUCUGCCUUAGGAAAGAAAGUAAAAUAGAACGGAAGAACAAAGUCCUACUCUAUAAAUCAGCAGCUGCUCCUUGCCAGAUCAAAGGAGUGACAUUUUUGCUCCUGGACUACUUGUCCACUUUAGGUGCUUGACAGACAGCUAACAGCUGGCCUGUUAUAUAGUAUAGGAGAGUUGGGCUACAUCUUCUUCAGAGUAGGUGACAAGCUAAUCAGAAAUAUCCAUAGCACAGGACAUGUGAGUGCACCUUGAUCUCUUCAAACAUACCCAGUAUGUAAUUGCUAAACACCUUUAUGCAUUUUUGGCAAGUCGCUACUUAGGUAGUUUCCACUGAAAAGAAGCAGAAUUAAUGCCUUAAUCUAAUUUCAUCAGGAAAGUUAAACUGAUGUUAAAUUAGUUGACAAUCCUCCUUUUCAGGUCAAUUUAGAGUUGGCUAAAAAGCUAAAAGCUCAGUAUGAAAUAGUUAAAAAGAUGUAUAAGUUACUUCAAUGUGGUCUUUCAAAGUUACAUAUUUAUUUUUGAAUGAGUUGCCGAAAAUGAGAGAACUCAACUCUCAUUUAAGGAGCUGGACGAUCUGAUUAUGUUUUCAAGCCUGCUGGACCAUCAUCUGUUUUGAAAUUUUAUCCUGAGAGUUGAUGAACUAGCAUAUCUUUAAAUGCAUGAGUUACUUAAGAUUUUAUAGGAGGUCUGUUAUCUACCUAUAACACGGACACCUACCAGCAAAUCAAAGCACAUACCAAAUUAGCUAAAAUUGUAUUUAGCAUCUCCAUAAGAUGUAUGUAUACAAACCUGGAAUUUUAAUGUCAGUAGUAAAAAUUUCAAAGCAAUUCAGUUUCUAGUUGAUUCCCAUCUGCAAUAAAUCAAGUACAGGAUGAGGUUACAUACUACAGCUUAUGUCUAUUGACUUUGCAUUUUAUCUGUAAGAUAUGAAUAGCUAAGGAAGUAUAUCUGCUUGUCUCCUCCCUUCCUUUCAAGUAUCUUUAAAAGAUCAUUUUUAUGGUGCAUGAUAAAUAACUAUAUAUGAAUAAUUUGAUGGCACUCUGGAAGAGCAGUCAGCAUUGCUUGGGAAAUGAGAGCCUGCCAGGCUGCUGCAUGGCUUUGGUUUCGGCCACACUCACUGACUGUUCCUUGUUACCAGCCAGAAAUCCAAAGGGCAUAAAAGAGGGUACUUUUCCACCUAAGUUGAGGUUUUCUGAAAGCUUGUAAGGAUAUGCAUGCCUUUCCUUUGGCAUUUUCUGGAGGUUAGUGGCCCUGCCUGCAGCAGUGGGGUUGGAACUUGAUGAUCCUUGGGGUCCCUUCCAACCCAAGCCAUUCUAUGAUUCUAUAUGCAUGUAUGGCAUAGUCCUUCAUUACCCUCACCUACAAGACUCACCUCCCACCUUGACAUACUCAGGGCAGCACAAUCCCCCUCACCUCAUGCACUCUCACCAUGUGAAAGCCCAACAUGGCCACCUUGCCCCUGGGACUGUGGGGAAGCCAGUAGCCCUGGUGCCCCAGCCUACCCUGGAAGCAUCCCUUCGACCCUAUGGUGAUGGAGCAGUGGCACGACUGUGGGGUGCAGGCAGGUGUUCGCCCUCUCAGGGUGCUGAGGUGCACUGAGGAGCCCUGGCUGCACCCCACUGUGGGAAUGCGAUAGGUGCAGUGAGGUGAUGCGUACCUGUCAGGGCACCCUGGGGCAGAGACCAGCAUGGCCCUGUGAGCAGGCCCCUGGCCAAGGGCAUAUGCGAGCAUGGCUGCUCAGGGUGUGUGUUUCAGUGUGAAACACACUAGGGCUUUGGCAGAAGCCAAAUCAUUUUCCUGUGCUUCGAAGAGGUAGCUUGGUAACCAAGAGUUACGUGUUUUAAGAUACAUAUUUUCUCUGAGGUGAAUAGGUGCCUGGUUGCCAAUUCUCAUGAUUUUAUCACAAGGCUCAAGUUAUUUCAUGUUAACUCACAGCCCUGACUUUCCAAGUAAGUUUCUAGAUUUUGUUGCUGAGGAAAGCAGUUUAAAAAUGUGACACAAUGACUCGAAAACAAGGAAUGUAAAUACAAAGGACACUGUUUAAACUUCUGGGUUUUUUUUUAGACAGUCUCACAGGUACAGGAUGGGCAAAUUCGUGGUUUUCAACAAUUGACAGUUCCUGGUGCCAUAACGUAUUUUUGGAAGAUCCAACACAAACAUACAAGAUGUGGCAUAGGUCUCCAGGGCUGUUAGUGCCUGCCUUGGGCUGUUGGCACCCAGCUUAGAUGCUUGCUGUCAUUUUCUAGAGCCCUCCUUCCACCAAAUGUGGAUACUGACUUAGGUCCACUGAAUCACACCUCUGAGAGAUGUGAGAUACCAAAAUUAGCUUAAGAAACUCAGUUUAAGCAGCCUACCAGCCCCCUUCUCUAACAAGGCUACUCAAAAUGAUGUGAAACCCUGUCAGGCAAUGAACCUGCCUGCUCCACUCUCUUCCCUGAAACCAAUCAUGGAAGUAGCUCCAUUUCUCAAGAUUUGGGACUUAAGGAAGCCUUGUUUAGGUGGCUCAUUUCCAGGUGACUAAGUCAGCUUUUUUAACUCUCCUGUAAGGAAUGCUACAAGUAAGUGUUGGUAACCAGGUGUGGCACAGAUACAGUGAAGCAUAAACAAGGGCUUUUUCAACCAUUUUUAUAUGCACACAUACAAAGGGACACCUAAACCUAAUUCUGUCAGUUUAGAAUACAUAUUGGAGGGAGAAGUUAAAUAAACUAAGAUAACUAGAUUUUACUUGCUCAGAUAAAAGUUUUGGUGACAGACAAAGAUUGCUACAAAGGCUGGAUAUAUUGAUAAAAGUGUUUCUGCAAAUUAGUUUUUGUCUAAUGCAUUCUUUCAGUUUGCUGUGAACUCCUCAAAACUUAUGAAGUUUCUCUUUCAGAUUGGGAAAGAAAUUAUUUUCUAGGUUACUUAUCAAAACGUUUUUGUGACUUAAAUACAGUAUUUCAUUGCUUAUUUUUCCUUCCAAAUUAGGGCAUGCUUGGGCAACAUGGGAUCACUGUAGCAUGCUCUUGGGCUAAACACUGACGUGUUCACAGUCCGAGUACUUAAAUAUCAUUUUUGGCAAAGAUUUCUUUUCCCGGCCAAGGUAAAAACAUUUGUACUAUUUCUUACAAUGCGUUUUAAAGCUGUUACUCAGUGAAACGUUGAAGCAGGUGCAUAAACCCCAUCAAGCCUGACUUCCCUUUACCUAAGUUUAAUGAGAGAGUAGCUUUGCAUCUAGAUUUGGCAGGCUUUUGAAAAAUCUCAUUAGACUGUUCCUCUGGGAACCUAAAAAUUUUGAAAAUUAGACUAUAUUUUCAAAUGACAGAAAAAAAGAACACUUUGACCCUACAUUACUGUUGUUAUUGUUAUUACUGUUAUUUUUAUUGCAGUUAUGCCUAAGCCUGUGACAGUGUUCAUUCAGUAUUUGUAUUCUUUUCAAGAGAAUAGGCAGAAUUGUCUUCCUGGGCUAAAAUCUAAAUUCAAGCAAAACUUUCCUUGUCAAUAAUCCUUCUAGAGAACUAGCGCUGAAUCCUUCUCACAGAUUUGUUUCUUUCUCUGUUUUUCACAUAAAGAGUUGAGAACCCAUUUUUUGUGGUGGCUGAUCUGUUAAAUAAGUGCAAUAUUUUAACACCUUAUUUUCUUGGACGGAUAUGUUAAGUGAAAAAUUCAGAUUGAGGACUGAUACUGAAAAGUUUUGAGUUGUACUUUGUAGUCCAUGCUGUCCCUCUGUUUCUCAUACAGAGCAAUAUACUCUGCUGUGGAAGACUAGUUAAGUUUUGUACCAGUUCAUCUCACAGAAGCUAUGAGAUGUGCAGACAAUCAAUUGGAAUUAGAUGCCACUCUCUUCUUGAGUUCCCGUUAAACCUCAACUUGGAGAUGAAUUAUGAUUUCCAAGCUUUCAUGCUGUUUGUCCUCCUGAAACUAAAUUGUUGUAAGCCUACAUCCUUAAGAUGUAUUUUCCAUGAUAGACAUACACUAAAGCUAGAGACGUUUCUAAUUCUGAUUACCAAUCUGUACAGCCACCAAUAGUUCACUUUAAGAACUAAUCUUACAUAGGUUCACUAUGGAGAGGUCCUUGUAUCUUGAAACACACAGUAUGUACAAAAAAGACAGUGGAAACAACGACAAAAUUGUUUUUGAAUGUGCCAGACAUGAAAAAGCAGACUAAGAAAUCUCUAUUUGCUGUUUAUUCUCUUUUGCACUUGCAGACAUAUUUCUCCACAAUUUUAUCUGGAUCUUGCUUAUUGUACAAUUGAAAUAUAUUAUGUAAAUGUGAAUUUAACAUUGUUUGAUAUGACUUGAGAUAAAAUAUGAUAAAUAUAUGAAGAAGAUUAGUUAUGGAACUUCCUAUAACAUUAAAAAAUGCAUGUUUAUUUUGGAUAAAGAAAACCAAAUCUCUAUUUGAAGAGAUGCAAUUAAAUGCAUAUAUUUAGAUUAUAUUGUCAUGCUAAUUAGCAAUGGUAGGAACCAAUUAGGACUAGGGCUACCAAAUCACCGGACUAUACUGCAUAUUCACUGGUGUACCUUUACUGCUCUGCUGUGGGUUUUUUUUGUUUUUUUUUUUUUUUUUGCUAGAAUUAGAUAAAACUGAAGUAACUUCUUUUUAAAAAUCCAUAUUGUUGAGCAAUUUGAGCCAAAUCCUGUUGGCUGCGCUUUCAUAAAUUGUCCCACUAAAGUUACCAUAACUCCUCGUGUGAGAAAGAUAGACUUUGGCUAUAGAAAAUAUAUGUGGCUGCUUUAGGUAGCAAUUAAAAAAAUACAAGAUGCAAAAAAACUUAUUUCAUUUCAAGUGACUGUUGUUUGAAUAAGUGGGGUUUGUAAUCUGUCACUUGCAAAAUGCUGGAAGUGAGAUUUUCAUUAAACGUACUAUGUCAAUGACAUGUAUUUCUCAGCAUUACACACCUCAUUUAUCAUUCUGGAAUGAGGACCAAGUACCACAUGAAUGUAGAGUUUGUGAAGGUAUCGACUCACAGCCCUGGAGGCUGAUGACCCCUCUUUAUCUACACAGCAGGUAAGGCACAAACGGUGGCAAUGUGAGCUCUCUCUGCACUCCCCUGCCAGUGUGCCUGACUGCUAAUCUGGGGGAACAAAGGAAAGAUAGCAUAUGGAUAGCAGAUUGUACUGAGCGCUGAAAGAGGACUGAGGAAAUCUAUGUUGGGAGUGUGGCUCUGCCAAAGAUCUCUUGUAUGACUUUGGCCUUGUCACUUAAUCUCCGUCUGUCUCAGUUCCCCUUUGCAAACAGGGAGAAGGCGUCUCCUCUCCCCCAGGCUUUGCCUAGAAAUCUGUUCAGACUGUGAGUUCUCUUGGACAGUGUGUACAGUGUGGGGUGAAGUACGACUGAGCUUCACUGGGUUCUCUAACUGCUGCUAUCAUCCAAGUAAUAGGAAUUACUAUUAACAGAAGUGUAACAAAGAAAUCUAUGUCUUGUUGAUAGAUUUUACUCAUCUUUUCAGGCCAUUCAAUCUUUGGCCUCUGGGUGAAGGGUAUGAACAAGGCAGGCAAUUAGUGUCAGGAGCAGAGCUGUGAAUUCUUCUUUUAUAGGGUUCCAAGUAAUGCUGGAAAUAGUGGCAUUGGUGUUCUCUUUAUUUUUUUUUUUUCACCUGUCUUUUAGUGCCUUUUGAAGAUAUUUGUGCCAAAAUAACAUCACAGUAUUUCUGCAAUGCACAAAUUGAAGUGCUGUGCAGAAAGCUGUAUUUUGCUUUACUUUGGCUCUAGAGAUUGCUCCCUGAGAGAUACAAAAAAGCCCUCAGAAAAAGAAAAGAAAAAAAAAAAAAAAGAAAAAGAAAAAAAAAGUAAAGACUAGGGCAGGGACUGUGGCUUUUAUGUCUCUAUUAUGCACUGUGCAUAUUUAUAGGGCAGUAUAAAGGACACAUAAUAAUCCACAAACACUGCGUUCUGUGCCCUUCUCUGCCAAUUGUGCUGAUGUGCUACCUGAUGUAGCUACUGCUAUGACAUUGGAUUCAAUUUUUAGUUUGACCUGAAAUGUAUGUCUGUUUUCCACCCACAAUUUUGCCAAUGUAAAUAAUUCCAAGUGCAGUUUUUCAGACAUUCCCACUGGUGGGUAUAGCGGAUGCCAUCACUAGCCAGGAUUUUUCAAAGGACUCAUAGGAAAGGAACUUCAAAAUGAACUGAAUGCCUAAAGCUCCUGUGCUCCUAUAUCUGAGAAUAUGACAAAGUACCUUCUCUUCACAUGUUGUUGGUCUAGAGGAUGCCAUUUACACCUGCAGUUAUAGGCAUGCACAGAAGAAAAAAAAAAAUGAGAUAUAAUUAAAUCAGAAAUUGAAACAAAAUUGUGGUUUUUUUGUGGGGAAAAAAAAAUGCUGGACCAAUGUGAUAAUUUUUUUCACUUUUUUUUUUUUUUUUCGGGUGGUCGGCAAACUCAUUACUACUGGGGCUUUAAUUUGCCUUUCCAAAACACCUAGUGAACUGUCUAUAGAGUUCACACAGAAAAGUUGGCAUUAUUCAUAUCAGUGGAAUAUAGUAGGGAGAAGUUCUUUUGGAAGUGAAUGGUUGGACAAGAUUUUUCAAUGGCCAAUAUUUUCAAUAUCCAAAAGGCUUUAGCUCUGGUGGCUGUAAAAUAGGCAAGACCAGAGUGGAGUAUCCAAAUCUGUGCUCUCACAAUCCCAGUCGUCACCUGAAACCUUUCAGGACUUAGAAUUUUCUUAAUGUUCUGCUUUGUUGUGCAAACCCAUUGAAAAAACACUUCAGAGGGCACCCAUUUCUUACUAAUGUAAACUUUCUGAGGAGUAUCCAAAGAUAUGACCUCUGGGUGAACCUUUAACCUUCCCCUUAAUUAUUUGUUUGAAGACAGUGUCGAGUUCUCCCGCUGAGAGCCAAGGCCCAUAAUGCUUCGCAGCCCUGUGAGUAAGGGUGUGCUUGCAGGGAAGUGGAAAGGGACAUAAAUAAGGGGACCACCAGAUGUAAACAAUAAAAGUAGUUGGGGUUUAAAUAAAAAAAAAAAAAAAGAAAAAAGAAAAAAGAAAAAAAAAAGCAAUUUGGUUUCCCUGAAGAGUGGCCUGAUUGAAGAACACGGGUUAGUAAGACGAAAGGCUGGGGGGGGGGAGGAAUGCCUGUUGUCUGUGAUUUUUUACAGGCCUAAAUAAGCGUUCAUUCCAUUCUUUAAAACCUUGCCAUCUGUAUACACCAUUAGAAGCUCAUAGGAGAAGAGAAAACAGUCUUAUCAGGCUUUCCUGCUAAUCUCUAUUGGCCUUAACUUUAGCUGAUAAAAGGCAUGCUGGCUAGAGAGGGUUCAGGUCAGCCUCCAUUUGGUCAGUGUGUAACAUUACUGGAAAGCAGCUAAGCAAAUUAAGUUCUGUUGGAGACCUUUGUCUUUGAGGACAGAAACGCAUCUAGAAAUCACAGCGCCAAGGCAAGAAAUGCCUUCCCUGCGCUGCAGUCAGAAGGGAAUAAACAAGUGCGUCGACUGCGUCUGAGUUUUUAUUUUAAUACCUGAAGUCAUGAGUAAUUCUGAGGCAGGAUGACAUUUCUGACAACUGAAUUAUACUUUUCUUAAAGAAUAAAGAAUGUCUUCAGGAUGUAAACAGAGAGAUGCAAAAGAGCCCUUUAGUGUUACUUGUAGCAUUUAUGCAUCUGUCUAAUGAAAUUUCCACAACUGUGAUUACAGGAGCUGCAAUCGAAGGUGUUCCAUCCUUUAUUAUCUGCGAGGGAAUUUCGCGGGGGAGGCGGGAGGGAAUGCAACAAAAGGGCUCACGGAGUUGAUGCUAUAGAAAGGCCAGCAAUUUGCUAAAUGAGCAGAUGAACUUAGUUUUCAGCUCCUAACUGAAAGACUUGGCGGGGCCUUGGAUCGGGCCCAACGGCAAUUAUUGGAGGCUGUUUUGGAUGAUGGGCAUGUUAGUAUUUCUGAAGAGGAUUAAACACCAGUAUUCGCCUUCAUUAGCGCUCCUUAAGGGUCACCGGCCCAAAGCCCGGGCUGUGGAACAGCACACAAAACCUGCGCUGUGGAACAGCACACAAAACCUGUGCGGAGCUCGGAGUGUUCUCCAGCACAAAGGGGGACAAAAACAAGCGUGGCCGUGAGUGAUGGAGAAUUGCUCCGUUGUGAGAGAAACGGUGCGAAAAACUGAGCUUGAAAAUUAUUUCGGUGAAAUUAAUGCGCCUGAGUUUGUGCUGCUGCGUGUAGCUGUGCAUUAAGCUAACGAGAAAUAUGCAAGCACUUAUUUUUGGAUUACCGGCAAAAUUAAAGCCAGGCUCCGCAGUCCGCUAACCGCCUUCCCCAGCGCUCAGAAGCCCCAGCACCCAGCGCAGGGCCUGGUUGGAGCGGGAAGGAGGGAGGGGGAAGAAAAAAAGAAAAGGG